Drosophila montana is the source of this 2515-nucleotide messenger RNA. RefSeq names its product baldspot (gene Baldspot). Gene Ontology annotation, cellular component: endoplasmic reticulum membrane. The transcript is spliced from 4 exons. Gene Ontology annotation, molecular function: fatty acid elongase activity. The coding region runs from base 300 to 1256 and encodes 318 amino acids. NCBI's taxonomy places the organism in Eukaryota, Metazoa, Arthropoda, Insecta, Diptera, Drosophilidae. Gene Ontology annotation, biological process: very long-chain fatty acid biosynthetic process; fatty acid elongation, monounsaturated fatty acid; fatty acid elongation, polyunsaturated fatty acid. The record is from RefSeq and is a predicted model, not a curated record.
GGUGGUAUUGGUGCUCGCGCUCGUCUGUAAAUUGUUUAAAUAAAAACCUAAAUACGCCAAGCAGCGAGUCAACUGCGCUCAGUGGUACGCCGGCUGCUCAAAAAGAGAGUUCCCUAUUAGCGGACAAAAUCAAAAAGUGUAGCGCGUGCGUUAAAAGGCUGGCCAGCGCAUAAAUACAACAGCAGCAGCAACAACAACGAAAACAACAAAAAAACUCGCCACACACAAGCACACACACACACACACGCCACUAAACCCAUACUCAGACACCGCACAGAACAACAACAACAGCCAGCACAAUGAUCAACAUGGACAUUAGCGUUACGCCCAACUAUUCCUAUAUCUUCGAUUUCGAGAACGAUUUCAUACACCAGCGCACACGCAAAUGGAUGCUGGAGAACUGGACCUGGGUCUUCUACUAUUGCGGCAUUUACAUGCUCGUCAUAUUCGGUGGACAGCACUUUAUGCAAAAUCGGCCGAGAUUUCAGUUACGUGGACCGCUGAUCAUAUGGAACACGCUGCUGGCGAUGUUCAGCAUAAUGGGCGCCGCUCGCACCGCGCCGGAACUGUUGCACGUGCUGCGUCACUACGGACUGUUCCACUCGGUCUGUGUGCCCAGCUACAUUGAACAAGAUCGCGUGUGCGGCUUCUGGACCUGGCUCUUUGUGCUGAGCAAAUUGCCCGAACUGGGCGAUACGAUAUUCAUAGUGCUGCGCAAACAGCCGCUGAUCUUCCUGCACUGGUAUCAUCACAUUACGGUGCUGAUCUACUCGUGGUUCAGCUACACGGAAUACACUAGUUCCGCGCGCUGGUUCAUUGUGAUGAACUACUGUGUGCAUUCGGUGAUGUACAGCUAUUAUGCACUGAAGGCGGCCCGCUUCAAUCCGCCGCGGUUCAUCUCGAUGAUCAUCACGUCGCUGCAGCUGACGCAAAUGAUCGUUGGCUGUGCGAUCAAUGUGUGGGCGAACGGAUUUUUGAAGACGCACGGCCACCAAUCGUGCAACAUAUCGCAGCGCAACAUCAAUCUGUCGAUCGCCAUGUAUUUCAGCUAUUUUGUGCUGUUCGCGCGCUUCUUCUACAAGGCGUACCUGUCGCCCGGCGGACACAAGAGCCGUCGCAUGGCCGCCUCCCUCGUUGCCCAGAAUACCGCCAAGCUGUCCGGGCCAACGGCAUCCGCCUCCGAUUCCAAUCUGUCCGGCAAAUAUGUCGGCGAGGAUGCACAGGCUGCCUAUAUGCGCAAGGCCAAGGCGCAGUAGAGCCUAACUAUAAGCGCCCCUCCUCCCCCUCCCCCAACUAAAGGCUAAGGACAUUUAUUUAUGCAGGACCGAGGUGUAAAAGUUGUUUUUUAAUUUUAAAAGGCCCGACACACACACACACACACACAUACAGAGAAAGAGAAAGAGACAGGCGCACAUGAGGGGCGUUUGAUAAAUUUAAUUUUAAGCGUAGAGUUUUACCAGGCGGCUGGCUUACUAAAACACCCACACACACACACACACACACACACACAUAUAUAUAUAUUUAUAUAUAUAGAAAUUUCCACAUAUAUGUUUAUAUAACGUCAUGUACAUAAUGAGAUCUAAAUUCGAAGCGCAGCCCAAUUCGUUGGAUGUUUUGUAAAAAGUUAGCUAUGCAAUGUAAAAACCUUUUCGUCUGGCGCUAUACCAUAUAUAGUCUGUAUACUAUAUAUGCUAUAUAUACAAGUCGUGUGUUUUUUUUUUUUUUGAUAGUGCAGUGUAAGCCCAAAGUUCUCUAGUUUUCAUUUGUUUUCUAACUGUAAAAGGAUUUACGACAAAAAAAAUAUUUAUAUAGAAACAUUCUCAAGUUGAGUUCAGACCGCCGCUCAGUUAUCCCUACGAAUACUUACCCAUAUAUAUAUCUACCCAUAUACAAUAUAUAUAUACAUAUAUAUAUAACUUAUAUAACUUCUGUGUUGGCAAGCGCGCAUUUUUUGGUAUUUUCUGGGCAUGUUUUUUAUGUAGCUGGAACUGAUUUGUACUUUAAGUCGCGACAUUUUUAAAGCCAGCGAACUCGAAAUAUGAAAGAAAAGAAAAGAAAUUGCUCUCAUAUAUAGGUUAGUUCCCCAAACUUGUUCAAUCUAAAGCGCAAAUUGUUAUUGUAAAGUAAAAACCAAAACAAAACAAAAACAAAGAAAAACAACAACAUAAACUGUAUUCAAUAACUAAUUUUGAUAAAACGUGCAGGGGCGUGCAUUUAGUUUCGAUUUUUUAUUUUUUGAAAUUUUUACGAUCCAGAUCAAAGUUUCUAACAGCGUGAGAAAGUAACAAAAAAAAGUAAAAAAUAAAAAAAAAUAGGGAAGAAGAAGCAGCAAACAGUCCUCGAUGAACGUAACAAAGAAAAGAAAGCAAAUGCUUAAAUUAUAUAUUUAUAUUUGUAAGCAAACAAGAAGAAGAAGCGUAAAACAACAAGCAAAAAGUCCUACUUGAAAAGUUAAUUUAGUCUAAACGAUGCAUGAUAAGUAAAACCGUUAAGAGACAAACAACAAAAAAAAUAA